AUCUCCCUCUCACUCCCAGCCCUCACAGAUCCUGAGAAGCGUCGACAGCCAGUAGGAAGAGGAGUUGCUCGCAGCAGCAGCUCCAGCCUCUCGAGCCUCCACGUCACAUCGCCGGCGCCGGCUCAUGUCUCUCCUCACCUCGCCCACGCCGUUCGGCGGCGCGGCCGUCCGCCGCCGCGCCCCUCCCGCUUCCGCCGCCGCGGCGACCCGGCUCGACCUCCCGCUGGUGGGCAGCCGGGCCGCGCUGCACGUGGCGCGCGCGCGCAGAGGCGGCGUCUCGUCCCGCACGCAGCGGCGCCUGGAGGAGCGCGGCAAGAAUAAGCGCCGGGGAGGCGGUAGCGUCACGGCGCCCGCGCCGCCCGACAUGGACGAGGACGCCGCCGCCGGGGAAGGGGUGGACUGGGAAGGGGAGCCGCUGGGGUUCGAGGUGUCGACGACGCCGAUGCCCGAGCUGCCGGACCCGGAGAAGCCCGACUUCUGGGAGGGGCCCCAGUGGGACGCCCUCGGCUUCUUCGUGCAGUACAUGUGGGCGUUCGGCGUCUUCUUCGGCCUGGUUGCAUGUGGGUUCGCUGUGGCAACGUAUAACGAAGGAGCGACAGACUUCAGAGAAACUCCUUCCUACAAGGAAUCGGUCCAAACACAGGAGUUCCCGGAAGAGUCAGAAUCAUCAGGCUCUGAUGUGUUUGAAGGUAACCCAACCGAGGUGGCACCGGCUCUUGAGUAGGACGUCGGGAAGACAUCGGAAAUGGAAAAAUGAAGGUUGGCUAUUGGAGCUAUAGGGUUCUACAAGUCAGCAAGACAUGUACGUGAUGGUACAAGAACAAGAUUCACUCAGCUGGAAAGGGGUAGUUUUUAUGAUAAUUAGCUGGCGAUUAUUGUGUACUAAAUUUCCCCUGGAUGAUCCUAUGUUGGAGAUCAGAAAACAAGAAUAUAGAUGAUAGCGGUAUGAAAUUCAGCAGUGGGUUUUAUUCAUGCUUGUUGUGCCUGAAUGAUUUGCAUACUUCAACUGAAA
Messenger RNA from Oryza sativa Japonica Group (Japanese rice), 1012 nucleotides. Lineage: Eukaryota; Viridiplantae; Streptophyta; Magnoliopsida; Poales; Poaceae. The record is from RefSeq and is a predicted model, not a curated record.